AUGAGGAACUUCACCUUGAUAACAGCUUUACUUCUCUGCAGCCUCAGCUGGAUCUCUGUCACAGCUUCUGAGUCUCACACUGUGGAGGUCCAGUCUGGUGGAGAUGUCACUCUGAUGUGCUCCAACAAUUUCAGUAAUUCACCUCAGACAGAAUGGUUCAGAGUGAUCAACAGAACCAAGCCAAGCAGCCUUUCCUCUAUGUACGGGUCCAGUAGUGAAGACUCGUUCUGUGAUGGAUUUGAGAAGAUCUCCAACGACUCUGCUGUCUUUCUUAAAAUCAAGAGAGUGAAUUUCUCUGACUCUGGACUGUAUUUCUGUGGAUUUUACAUAGACGGAAAUACAGUCAUCGCCAGUGCAACACAUUUAAAAGUUCUAUUGGAUUCAAAGACUGAAAAGAAGUCUGAUGGAAUGAUGAACAUCAUGAGUUUGUUCCUGGGUUUUCUGACUGUUCUGACUGUUUUCCUCACUAUAGUGGUCAUUGUUCUGGCUGUUAAAAUCAGGAAACUUCAGACAGCUGUGAAUGAAGAACUGCAGCCAGAAAGAAACAAGGUGAACCCAGCAUUAACUUAUAUAAACUGUGAUCUGGGCUCAGAUGACCUGAACUAUGCAGCUCUAAAUUUCCAGGCUAAACCCAAAAGAAGCCGCAGGCCUGCAUCAGAGAGAGAGCUGGAGCCACAUGUUGUGUAUGCUGCCACCAGAUAGACUCAGGAAACAUCUGGAACUGCAGCUCA
This is a messenger RNA of Perca flavescens (yellow perch), 731 nucleotides long. RefSeq lists its product as uncharacterized. Lineage: Eukaryota; Metazoa; Chordata; Actinopteri; Perciformes; Percidae. The record is from RefSeq and is a predicted model, not a curated record. Bases 1 to 702 code for a protein of 233 amino acids. The transcript has 6 exons. Gene Ontology annotation, biological process: response to bacterium.